Messenger RNA from Aspergillus terreus NIH2624, 558 nucleotides. RefSeq lists its product as uncharacterized. The transcript is spliced from 4 exons. Bases 1 to 558 code for a protein of 185 amino acids. Lineage: Eukaryota; Fungi; Ascomycota; Eurotiomycetes; Eurotiales; Aspergillaceae. The record is from RefSeq and is a predicted model, not a curated record.
AUGGUGCACUCUUUUGACAUGGUGCUCAAGUUUAACAACACUCGAAAAAUCUUGCCGCAGAUCGCGGCGAAUUUGCAUGCGACGAGUCGCCAGCGGGUCGCGGAGAUUGCGGAGUCCGACCACGAGCAGGAAGGCGAGCUGGUCGAAAGCCUCGCGGAUGAGGAGCUGCAACGGUUACUUGGCCUGCGGCGAUCGCGCCUACCGUGGGAAGACCCGCAGGGUCUAAAGCUGGCCGAGAGACGAAAGACCAUGCCGACCCGCCGAGCAGCAAAGGGUGUGUCAUUGAUACACCGGGCAAACUCACCGCGAAAAAGUUUUAUCGAUGGUGUAUCCUCCACACCCAGGGAAAAGAAAAGGAGCUCCUGCGCAAGCUUAAAAAGCUCCUGCCGGGAGCAAUUCACGGAUGUAGAUCUCCUGUUCAAGGCCGUCCGAGGCCUUCAGGAGGCACAGGAGCGCGAGGCCACAAUCUCCGCGCUGAUGGAGUGGGGGUCGUCAGCUAGAGGCCAAUCCCCAGCUAGCGAUCCCAAUGGACGUCGAAAAUGCCUACAAGAAUUGUGA